Colletotrichum truncatum is the source of this 1698-nucleotide messenger RNA. Its product is annotated as Non-reducing end alpha-L-arabinofuranosidase BoGH43B 2. Lineage: Eukaryota; Fungi; Ascomycota; Sordariomycetes; Glomerellales; Glomerellaceae. Gene Ontology annotation, biological process: carbohydrate metabolic process. The record is from RefSeq and is a predicted model, not a curated record. Gene Ontology annotation, molecular function: hydrolase activity, hydrolyzing O-glycosyl compounds.
AUGGCUUCUCCAGAAAACGCAGCAACCUUUCUGAAUCCAGUGAUUCCGGGGUUCAACCCAGAUCCAACGGUCUGCGUUGUCCCCGCGACAGACUCCAGCCCGACAACAUAUUUUUUGUCGACCUCAACAUUUGAAUACUUCCCCGGCUGCGCAAUCUACUCUUCUUUAGAUCUUAUUAACUGGAAACUUAUUGGGCAUGCUCUCACACGUCGAAGCCAGAUUGAGCUGCGCACCGUCGAGCCUGGUGCCGGAAGUUGGGCAAGCACCCUGCGCUAUAGACCGCAGGAGAAGCGGUGGUACUUAGCUAACGGGCUUUUUCAACGGUAUCGGCCUGCGAACGAUGAGCGCAUCUUUCCACGCGGAUUCUACGUGUGGACAGACAACAUCUGGGACGAUAGUGCCUGGUCAGACCCUGUUUAUUUUGAUAACCCCGGAUUUGACCAAGAUCUGUUUUGGGACGAUGACGGAAAGGUCUAUCUGUCCACCACUGUGCGCAUGGGGAAGCGAACACCAGGGUUGAAAAUGAAAGACUUCGCAAUUCAUAUCUCAGAGAUCGACAUACAUACGGGAAGGACCCUUAGCCCUCCCCAAGUCAUUCGAGAAUCUCCCCAUGGUAUUGCUGAAGGCUCGCACAUCAUUCGAAAAGGCGACUAUUACUACUUAUUUACCGCCGAGGGUGGUACGGAAGCAGGUCACCAGGAAUGGGUUCUCAGAAGUGAAACCGGCCCUUAUGGUCCAUGGGAGGGACAGGGGAAAGCUCUAUGGUACAACGGUUCCGAUGAGGAAGUACAGAGGACCGGACAUUGCGACGUCUUUGAAGAUGAUGCCGGUAGAUGGUGGGCUGUGAUGCUAGGCGUUCGUCCCAGCAAGUCAGCAGACAAGUUCAUCGAGCCCCAAAUGGGUCGGGAGACAUUCCUGGUGCGGGUCGAUUGGGUCGAUGACUGGCCUGUUUUCAACCUAGGUCGCAACAUCACUCUCCAGACGGUAGGCAGGGAACGCAUUCAGAAGGCUGCAGUUGCGGAUGCGAACGGGUUGAAGUGGAAGGCGGACCUGUCAAGUUCUGCUCUUGAGCUUGGUUGGUAUCAGAAGAAUACUCCACUCAAGCCCUGCUACAGUCUCACAGAACGCCCGGGCUACUUGCGACUGUAUGGCAACUGCUACGAUCUCAGUAGCCCCGAGUCUCCAGCGAUGUUGCUGAGAAAGCAAUCAUCUUAUCGAGAUACCUUCACAGCUAGGAUGUUCUUCAAGCCUAGCCGAGUGGGCUAUGAGUCUGGAAUUACAGUUUGGUGGAGCCAAUACUCUUAUGCCACCAUUGGAAUCGCCGGUACGCAGAGCGUGGAUGGUCAAUCGGUCCGCCCAACUGUUGUCAUAAGAGAGCCGACAGGGAAGGUCAGCGAGCUCAAGGUUUCCUACCCUCUACUGGAAUCAUCCGGGUCUGCAUCGGAAGAAGAUUGGGACUUAGACCAACCUGUCCAGCUUGCCAUUACAGCUUACCCGACGAGUUACGAAAUGCAUCUUUCCGUUGGUGGGGUACAGGAAAAAGUCUCAUUUGCAUCAGAGGCCUUGACAGUAUUGCCUCCUGUUGGUGGAGCUUUUUGCGGCGUGAUGUUCGGCGUUUAUUCGUUCGGUCGGAGCGAACCGGUUUUGGAUCCAACUGAUUUUACUGAUAUUGAGAUCAUGGAAACGAAGGAAGAGUAA